Molecule: messenger RNA, 666 nt
Organism: Alternaria ventricosa
Lineage: Eukaryota; Fungi; Ascomycota; Dothideomycetes; Pleosporales; Pleosporaceae
Exons: 3
Coding region: 1-666 (221 amino acids)
Source: RefSeq, a predicted model, not a curated record
AUGAAGUGCAUUGCUAUCGCCACAGCCGUUGCGGCCUUUGCCAACGUUGCCUCGGGUCACUACAUCUUCCAACAGCUCACCGCCAACGGUGUGAAGGGUGCCAACUUCCAGAACAUCAGGCCCGUUCCCAACAACAGCCCCGUCACCGACCUUGCGGACAAGAACCUGCGAUGCAACGCUGGCGGUAACUCCGGCAGCGGCACCACCACCGUCUCGGUCGCUGCUGGCUCGACCGUCUCCUUCACCGCCGACCAGGCUGUCUACCACCAAGGUCCCGUCACCUUCUACAUGACCAAGGUCGACUCUGCCGCCGCCGCCGAUGGCUCCACCGACUGGUUCAAGAUCAAGGAGAUUGGACCCACCUUCUCCGGAGGCCAGGCCAAGUGGGACAUGAGUGCUACCUACUCCACCACCAUCCCCUCCCAGAUCCCCGCUGGAGAGUACCUCCUCCGCAUCGAGCAGCUCGGCAUCCACAACCCCGGCAGCCCGCCCCAGUUCUACAUAUCCUGCGCUCAGAUCAAGGUCACUGGAGGAGGCAGCGGAAAGCCCUCUCCCACUACCAAGAUCCCCGGCCAUGUCAAGAGCACCGACUCCGGCUACACCGCGAACAUCUACGCCAACUUCAACUCCUACACUGUUCCCGGUCCCAAGGUCGCCACCUACUAG